CGAGACUCGUCCAAAGCAUUAAUUUUUAUUUUUUUGUUUCAGUAAAAGAAAUGUCAUCGUCAAAUUGGAUCGACGACGCUUUUACAGAGGAAGAGCUUCUCGCUAUCGACGCCAUCGAAGCUUCCUACAAUUUCUCCCGUUCUUCUUCUUCUUCUUCCUCUGCUGCUCCGACCGUACAAGCUACAACCUCCGUCCAUGGCCACGAGGAGGAUCCAAAUCAAAUCCCCAAUAAUAUCCGUCGCCAAUUGCCUCGUUCCAUCACUUCUUCUACAUCUUAUAAACGAUUUCCUCUCUCCCGUUGCCGAGCUAGGAAUUUUCCAGCAAUGAGGUUUGGUGGUAGGAUUUUGUAUAGCAAGACUGCUACUGAGGUUGAUAAGCGAGCAAUGCAGCUUAUUAAAGUUCUUGAUACCAAGAGAGAUGAAUCUGGAAUAGCUUUUGUUGGCUUGGAUAUUGAGUGGAGACCAAGUUUUAGAAAAGGUGUUCUCCCGGGGAAGGUUGCGACUGUCCAGAUAUGUGUAGAUAGUAAUUAUUGUGAUGUUAUGCAUAUUUUUCAUUCUGGUAUCCCUCAAAGUCUCCAACAUCUUAUUGAAGAUUCAACACUUGUAAAGGUAGGUAUUGGAAUUGAUGGUGACUCUGUGAAGCUUUUCCAUGACUAUGGAGUUAGUAUCAAAGAUGUUGAGGAUCUUUCAGAUUUAGCCAACCAAAAAAUUGGUGGAGAUAAAAAAUGGGGCCUUGCCUCACUAACUGAGACACUUGUUUGCAAAGAGCUCCUGAAGCCAAACAGAAUCAGGCUUGGGAACUGGGAGUUUUAUCCUCUGUCAAAGCAGCAGUUACAAUACGCAGCAACGGAUGCUUAUGCUUCAUGGCAUCUUUACAAGGUUCUUAAGGACCUUCCUGAUGCUGUCAGUGGCUCAUAACGUGAAGGAGGAAGCUUAAAGGUUAGCCUAUAACCCCAAGAGUUAGCAUCAAAUGAUAUGAUACACCUAAUCUAGUCAAGUAGAUGCAAUUCUUGUGAAUAUUGUAUCUAGUUCUGGUCCCUUUAACCGUCCAGAAACUAGUGGGUUCAUGGUAAGCUCUUCUUCUUAGAUCGUUGAUUCUAACUUUGAAUACAGAUGUAAAGAUUUGAUAAAGGAUAAGGAAACGUCUUUAUUAAGUCAUCAUACACGGGAAUCAAAUCAAAGCAGACCUGGAAACAAACCCUUGAAAGGAGACAAAAACAGACACUGCAAACACAUGAAAGCAC
Messenger RNA from Arabidopsis thaliana (thale cress), 1243 nucleotides. It is a transcript of the gene WRNEXO, whose product is annotated as Werner syndrome-like exonuclease. The transcript is spliced from 6 exons. The record is from RefSeq and is marked reviewed. Gene Ontology annotation, cellular component: nucleus. NCBI's taxonomy places the organism in Eukaryota, Viridiplantae, Streptophyta, Magnoliopsida, Brassicales, Brassicaceae. The coding region runs from base 51 to 917 and encodes 288 amino acids. Gene Ontology annotation, molecular function: nucleic acid binding; 3'-5' exonuclease activity.